Messenger RNA from Cynara cardunculus var. scolymus (artichoke), 2207 nucleotides. RefSeq lists its product as uncharacterized. Lineage: Eukaryota; Viridiplantae; Streptophyta; Magnoliopsida; Asterales; Asteraceae. The record is from RefSeq and is a predicted model, not a curated record. The transcript has 3 exons. The coding region runs from base 518 to 1813 and encodes 431 amino acids.
UUCCGCACAAUUCGUGUCCGACUUUUCAUCGAUUUCUCUCUUCGCUAACCCUAAUCCCUAAAUUCCAUCUCGAUUUACUCGGAUAGUCCCGGAAUUUUCACCGGUGUUUCGAUUUUCUUCUUUGCCUAUCGAUUGACCUCUUUUUCAACGCCUGCCGUUCCGGAAAUCGGUUUCUAGGUUAGGGUUUCGAAAUUUUGUUGAUUCUUCACCAGAUCUGUCAGAUCUAUCAUCAGUUUUAGGUAACUCAAUCGAUUUGUUCUUGUGGGUGUUUUUCUCUUUGUUGUAAUUUUGCAGGUCUUGAGAUAUUGUUAUUAUUAGUUUGUUCGAUCUAGGGUUUGUGAUUCGAAUUCUUUCUUCUUGUUCGAUUAUUGGGGUCUUUGUCUAUCCUCAAAUUAACUUAAACCGAGGAGAUUAAUGGUUUCCAAUCGGUGCGAAAUCGUGAAAGUUUUCAAUUUAGGGAUCUAGGGUUAGUGUUUCUGAAAUAAAUUUGGGGAUUUUUUAUUUAUCAACGUUAAAAAUGGUGCAGAAACGUCAAUUGGCUGAAGAGGAGUAUGAUGCUUCACCCAAGCACUUGAAAUUGGAAAAUAGUUGCCAAUUAGUUUCAUGUUUGGAAUUUCCUUCAAAAGACGGCCCCGUAAAAUCUUGCAUUUCAGGCAUAUCUGAGGACCCUUUCAUGGAAGAAACUUCUGAAAGUGAACGUCGAUUUGAAAGUGGCAAGAUCUUGGAUCUUCCAGUGUGCACCGAGAAGGAUGUUGGGUAUUCUCAUCUCCUACGAUUUCCUCCUCUAAAAGAAGUCCCCAUUGGACCCGAAUAUCAAGCCGUUAUUCCAGAAUGGUGUGGAUAUGAUGCCAACAACAUCUCUUUUCGGUCUGGUUCCUCCAAAACAUCUGCUUUUUGUCAGACUUCAGAAGCAAACUCCAUCUAUGAUGAGAAUAAGUUUAUGGGGUCUUGUAUCGUUUCAAUUCACGAAACGGAUGGAACUGUUUGCAAUGAUGAUGCGGUUGGAAGAGGAAGAACCGGCUGUUGUUGUGAAGACCCUGAUUCUCUUAGAUGUGUUCGACAACACAUCAGAGAAGCAAGAGAGAAGAUUAGGAGAAACAUUGGGCACGAACGAUUCUUGGAGCUCGGGUUUUGUAGCAUGGGGGAUGUUGUGGCAUGCAAAUGGACCGAAGAGGAUGAACAGUUGUUUCACGAGGUUGUGUACUCUAAUCCUGUAUCUUUAGGGAAAAACUUCUGGGUCCAUCUCGCAGAAGCGUUCCCUUCACGAACCAAUCAAGAGAUUGUUAGCUAUUAUUUCAAUGUAUUUGUGCUGCAAAGAAGGGCAGAACAGAACAGAUGUGAUCCAAUGAAUGCUGACAGUGAUGACGAUGAGUGGCAGGGAAGUGAUCAAGAUGAGAAUUUGUGUCGGGAUGAGAUUGAAAAAUAUGGUUUUAGUAUCGGAAAUCCAGUUUUUGAUUAUAAUGAGGAUAUGGGAUUUCUUCAUGGGUUUAGGGGAAGUAUAAACUUCUCCGAAACACAAGCAUCCAUGGUGGACGAAAAUGGAGGAGAUUGUGAUUUUCAAGACGACUCCUGCACGUCGUCUGAUACGGGUGUAGAACCAGAAGCGAGUGAAGUUAAGGUCGAUUGUGGUAAAUUGUGGAGCAACCGCGACUUCAUUCUCGAGCCAUUGGAUUCCAAAGCGUGGGACGUGGGGUGUUUUUCCUUCCCAAGAAAUAAGACUGAUUUCUUGUCGACUGGCAGCAUGAUUGAGGAAGUCUUUGGAGUCGAGUCCUGGAAUAUAACGGUCAAAGAUAACAAGAAAGGGUCGAGCUAGUAGAGUUCGGUCUUCAUGGAUGGCAACCCGAUUCUUGCGGUUCGACACCCAUGCAAGUUCUUGAUGUCUUCUCUUGUAUAUUGUUUAGCAGUUGGUCAGGAUUAGUAGGUAUUUAUCAUAAAGGUCAUAAAGGUUUGACUGUCUGUCUUCAUCCCUUUGAAAAAUCUUGGGAUGCAAUUCUAGUAUAUAAGUAGCUUUUGGUCAAUUGUACCCAGAAAAAAGAAGUGGAAAAAAGCAAGAAAAAAAUAGAGAAAAAUGAGGGAGAAAAGUAAAGAUUUGUGGUGUAUUGGAUUCUGUUGUAAUUAGAGGCAAGUAUGAUGUUAGUUUUGUGGUGUUGUUUGAUUCAACUGUGUGUCUUCUUUUUUGCUUUCAUUAAUUGGUCAAGUUCAUGCCA